Suillus subaureus is the source of this 1001-nucleotide messenger RNA. RefSeq lists its product as uncharacterized. The coding region runs from base 149 to 736 and encodes 195 amino acids. The transcript is spliced from 3 exons. NCBI's taxonomy places the organism in Eukaryota, Fungi, Basidiomycota, Agaricomycetes, Boletales, Suillaceae. The record is from RefSeq and is a predicted model, not a curated record.
UAACAUGAACACUGCUAUAGACCACCGGGUCACAAUGCAUGGUCUCACUCACAAUGUGUCUACACUGCUGUGUACGACACUACCAUUCAUGAGGUGACUAUUAAAGGCAGGGCUUCUUCAAGCCAGCUUUGCCUCUUACUCGCCCGUCAUGGAUCUACCUUUCGGUUUAACGACCUUCCAACUGAGCUUGCCCUCCUCAUCCUCAGGGACGCCGCGCAACCCACCUUUGACCAGACUGAAAAAUAUGAUAAGGCGUGCAGUGCUUCCCGAACUCCUACACACCAUAUUGCUACCGGAAUCUCGAAACAUGAGAGUGUUCGUGCAAGCUCUGCUUAUACAGGAGGCAUACAAGCAGGCAAGCAGCGAUCUCCACUUUGAUUAUGCACCCCAUGUGCAUAAGAUGUGGAUUGGAUCCGAUGGUGGCAAUCUCACACCAGCUGACUUGCUCGCCAAUCACCGGGAAUAUGCACUGCAACCGUCUGAGCGCCCGCUUGCCAUCAGUCUCCUAACUCUGGUGAUGUUCGCUGCAUCAUCACUUGCCCUCAGCUGUACAAGUGUAGACCUUCUUAUAGAAUGCUUGGAACACGCAUGGAAGUCCCGUCCGGUCAUACCCAUCAACGAAGAACAUUCCCAGCCUCCUUGGAACACCCAAACACUGACACUAUCGGAUCUGCUUUCCUUGCUUCAAUCUGUCACCUUUCAUCUAUCACAUACCUAUGCCGCGAUAACCCGCUGACAGUCUACCACUUGCCCAAGUGGAUGGGGACUGCUCCAUUGGUAUCUUUCAAGAGCCUUCAGACUGUCAUACUGCCGUACCCGUGUACCACACCCCCCAUCAGUAUACGAGCGCUGAGCACUACUGGAAUUAAUAUGCAGAUGCAUCUGCUGACGUUGCCCACAGCCCUGCUGAAGGACUCCAAGAAUGGCAUUCCCCAGGCAAUAAAGGCAUUCGAUGGUAUUAUUUGUCCUGGAGGGGAGGCUACUCGAUCGGAUGGAACCUG